This is a messenger RNA of Gryllus bimaculatus (two-spotted cricket), 1434 nucleotides long. Lineage: Eukaryota; Metazoa; Arthropoda; Insecta; Orthoptera; Gryllidae. The record is from the annotation of a GenBank genome assembly.
AUGGUGAAAAGUUAUGGUCGACGCUACUAUCAGACAAGUAUUACACCAAAAUAUCGACCCAUCGUCAGCACCCGAACCCCCGACCUCUUAUCCAAAAGGGGACAAUCAGAAGCUCACAGAGCGCCGUCGGCGGCAGUGAUCAAAUACGAGUCAAAAUCUAUCUCCGGAGAAGAGUGCUGGCGAAGUGGUCAGGAGCAAAUUUUUCGAGCUUCCUCUAGGGGCGGCGACAGGCCACGGACAGGCGGCCGACCAGCGGCGACGCCCAGCGGCAGAGGCGGGGGCGGCGGCGACGCGUCGCUUGGCGGAGAGCAAGCAAGAGCGAACGACGUGCCCUGGGCACCAGGAGAGGCGGCGGCGGCAGCCGUGAUGGGUCGCGGAAAGCUGGCCCGGUGUAUUUUGACCUCUAAUUAUAAUAAAUGGGGUUCACUGGGGGUGCCAGACAUGCCCACGCGAUUACUGUUGUCACAAAACAACCUCGCGCCUGAAAGCCUGCAAAAAGCGUGCCGCGCGUGCAGUCUGGAGGGCUGUCGUCGGGGAGAAGUACCGGUCCGCCUCCGCCGCCGCUGCAGACCCCGCGUCGCCCCUCCGUGCUCGCUGACGCCGCGAGUCUCUCAAGUGGAGGGUACCACCGCCCGAGUCCCCUCCACCCCCUCUGCCCCUCCUCUCCGCCCCGCCCUACUUCCCCUCCUUGCCAUCCUCGCGCUACUCACCCUCCUCACGACCAUCCCCGUCUUCGCCCUCUUCGCCCUCUCCGUUCUCAUCAUCUACUCGCCCUCCUCACCCGUCACUCUCCUUGUCCUCCUCGCCAUUCUGUUCUGCGUGACCCUGUACUUCUUGGCAUCUACACUUUUUGAAUUGUUAAUCACUAGCUACGACCCGCCUUUGAAUGGGGGUCACAAUGCAAUCGCGCUUCACUGGUUCCAUCAAGGCGAUGAUGUUCUACCGCGCAACAUUGCAAAACGCAUCUUGAGCAAUGUCACAGAUCUCCAACAAAAUAGUGCUUCUUUAGAUGGGUAUCACGGAAAACUUCUUAGGGCUAGCUACGAAAUUGUCCAGAAAUUGUUUCUGGAAACCUUCCUUUUUCUUCAAGUAGAACAUCGCGAGGCGGUGUCGUUAGUCAACUGUGAAUUAGGCAACCCGCUUGACAUUCGUUCUUUGGUUUCGUGUAGCAGUGAACUUUGCAAUUGCCAUGCCACAUACAUUUUGCAGGAGGAGGAGGAGGAGGAGGAGCAGGAGCAGGAGGAGGAGGUGGAGAAAGGAGAAAACUAUCCGAACAACAUUCGCUCGGCUAUUCUUCGUGUUUUACAUGGCCCAGAUUCACCUAUAUCACAGCCUCUGCAGACAUUAGAUACGGACGACAGUGAUGACAAAUAUCGUGCAAGCGACGGACGCAGAGCAGUUAAAAGUGCAGUGUUACGAAACGUGUUACUUUAA